AUGAAGCUUUUGGAUAUUCAGGCCGCAAUUGGCACGGCCAUACUCCUUCUGUGCCUGCCUUGCGAUGCAAAGCACACCCAUCAACUCACGCACUUGGACGGGAAAAGACACGACCACAGACACCUACACAAGACGAUACAGGCCUCACCCCGAGCUGAAGGGAUUGAGAAUGAGUUGGGCGCUCGUUCUGGGCAAUGCGCUUUCCCGGGUGGUGAUGGAAUGGUUGCCGUCACACCUGGAUCACAGAAUGCUGGCUGGGCCAUGAGUCCAGAUCAGCCCUGUACUCCGGGGAUGUAUUGCCCGUAUGCAUGCGAACCGGGGAUGGUAAUGAUGCAAUGGGAUCCGGCAGCAACAUCCUAUACCUACCCACUAAAUAUGCACGGCGGGCUCUACUGCGACAACAGUGGCGUGGUGCACAAACCCUUCCCCGGGAAACCUUAUUGUGCUGAAGGAACCGGCACUGUCGGCGCGCAGAAUACAUGUGGCAAGCCUGUUUCGUUCUGCCAGACGGUUCUGCCUGGUAAUGAGGCCAUGUUGAUCGCAACCCAGGUGGGAGGCGAUUCCUGGUCACAGUUAGCAGUCCCUGGACCAGAUUACUGGAUCGGGUCUUCCGCUCAUUUCUACGUGAAUACUCCUGGACUUACCACUGAUGAGUGCUGUCUCUGGGGGGAUGGGACCAAACCUCUUGGCAACUGGGCUCCUUAUGCUAUCGGAGGUCAGACAACUUCCAGCGGCCAAACCUUCUACAAGAUCGGAUGGAACCCAAAAUACAUGGACGACUUCUCCCACAUUACGCCAAACUUUGGCCUGAAGAUCGAGUGCGCAGGGUCUGGCUGUAAUGGCACACCGUGCUCCAUCGAUCCCUCAGCCAACGGUAUCGGCGGUGUCACGAGCGCUGAUCAAUCAAAUGGAGCAGGCGGAGCCGCCUUUUGCGUCGUCACUAUUCCCUCUGGAGGAACAGCUAAUAUUGUCGUUUUCGAGAGCGGUAACUCCGAUGCUGGAUCAGGAACCCAUGAUUCUUCUAGCGCCGCUGCUCCAGCUCCCGCCCCGUCAACAUAUACUCCCGCCCCAGCCCCAAGUACAACUGAAACACCAACUACGACGUCAACCGCUGCACCCACUACCACCACCACCACCACCAGCAAAGCUGGCCACACCAUCUCUCUCCUCCCAUCCAGCAGUGUGAACACCACCUCGCCCACCGCAACCCCCAACUUGGGCGCCAUCCUCUUCCAAAACGAUACUUCCACCUCAAGCGGCGUCGUCGCGCCCAGCGGAACCUCCUAUUCAACAGCGGCCCUCACAUCGCCAAGCCCAAUCCCAAGCACGACGAAGAAAUCCGGCGCCUCAGAAUCGUUUGCCUCUGGCAGCAUCCUGGGCUUCGUCAUCUUAUUCGCUGCUGCCGGGUACCUGCUCUGA
Molecule: messenger RNA, 1419 nt
Organism: Hyaloscypha bicolor E
Lineage: Eukaryota; Fungi; Ascomycota; Leotiomycetes; Helotiales; Hyaloscyphaceae
Product: glycoside hydrolase family 132 protein
Exons: 3
Coding region: 1-1419 (472 amino acids)
Source: RefSeq, a predicted model, not a curated record